AUGGUGCAUUUCGUCGCGCAAAGCACUCACCAACAGCUUGAGCCGGCGGAAGUCGUGUGCGACUUCGAGAGCGCCUUAAUUGAUGCCGUGCAGACUCAGUUCACCAACGCAAUCGUUAUUGGGUGUCUGUUUCACCUGAAGCAGGCGCUCAGGCGUGCGAUGAAGCGGUUCCUGAUACCGGAGGAAGAAUGCGGCAUUGCGAUGACCCGUGGGGUCCUCGACAUGCUAACGGUGGUUGACCACAGCUUGAUUGAGCGAUGCAUCAAGUGGGUUAAACGCGAGAUCAGACAGCGCUGCGACGUCGCUGGAAUUGCGUACUCUAAAGCUAAAUGGCGAGGAUUUUGGGGUUAUUUUCAACGGACGUGGCUGGAGCAGUACGACGUGAGCGUGUGGAACGUGGCCGGCCUGAACAACGAGCUGGUAGCGCGCACGAACAACCCUCUAGAGAGGUUUAACCGUGAGCUCAACGACCGGUUUCCGAAGCCUCGCCCUAGUAUGGCGACUUUCGUGGGUGUCAUCAAGACACUUUCAGCUGAAUACAUUCAGCGUCUGGCUGACGUUCCACGCGGGCGCGCGCGCCGUACUACACGCGAACGUAUUCAGCUGCCCGUACCCGUUGAUCUACCGGACGACAUCCCCGAUGACUCGGACGACGACACGCCUGCGGUUACCGAGCUGCCGUUGGACAGCUCGUCGGAUGAGGAGGACGGAGAAGCUGUGCAAGAGCUUUAA
Phytophthora sojae is the source of this 732-nucleotide messenger RNA. RefSeq lists its product as hypothetical. The transcript has a single exon. NCBI's taxonomy places the organism in Eukaryota, Oomycota, Peronosporomycetes, Peronosporales, Peronosporaceae. The record is from RefSeq and is a predicted model, not a curated record. The coding region runs from base 1 to 732 and encodes 243 amino acids.